Carya illinoinensis is the source of this 1490-nucleotide messenger RNA. RefSeq names its product nudix hydrolase 15, mitochondrial-like. The record is from RefSeq and is a predicted model, not a curated record. Gene Ontology annotation, biological process: coenzyme A catabolic process. The transcript has 4 exons. Gene Ontology annotation, molecular function: coenzyme A diphosphatase activity; acetyl-CoA hydrolase activity. Lineage: Eukaryota; Viridiplantae; Streptophyta; Magnoliopsida; Fagales; Juglandaceae. Bases 24 to 1034 code for a protein of 336 amino acids.
AUGGAUUGCCAAGGUAGGUAGCAAUGCAUUAUAAAAUUUUCUGGAUGCACCCAAUGACCCAACAUCGUUUCGAAUUAUGCAGUCGAGUUCUAUUCCCGCAACCUCUCUUCCCAGCCAGGCCCAUUAGCCAUCCUCGCCUGUCGCCUCUCGGCACUUUUCAUCACGCUGAAAGAGAGAAUGCAAAGGUCUUCUUUAUGAUUCCAAUUCUCCGCAGGCUAUCAAAGUCAGUGCCGGCCAUAGACCCGCUCUCGAAGCUUAUGGACGCGUCCAGCUCCUUAGGAGGCUCUCGGAGACUUGCCGCCUUGGCCCAACAGCUCCGCCUUUACAAGGCUCCGCCUACCCUCGAGGACAUCAACGAGCAGUGCCUCGAAGAAACCGCUGGAAAAGUGGUUUCCCAGGUUGGUUUUCCGGAAUCGGCCACUCCAAUUGCGCAAGAUCCAGAAAGUUUUAGACCCAAGAGAGCCGCUGUUUUGGUCUGUCUUUUUGAAGGGGAUGCUGGGGAUCUGCGCGUGGUUCUCACGAAGCGGUCUGCGAGGCUGUCCACUCAUUCCGGUGAAAUAGCAUUGCCGGGUGGGAAAGCUGACGAGGGGGAUAAAGAUGAUGUAGAUACUGCUACAAGGGAGGCGAGGGAGGAGAUUGGGUUGGAUACUUCACUUGUCAAUGUUGUCACUGUACUUGAACCUUUCUUAUCUAAGCACCUCCUGAGAGUUGUUCCUGUUAUUGGCAUACUUAAUGAAAAGAAAGCAUUUAAGCCUGCUCCAAAUCCUUCUGAAGUGGAAGUAGUUUUCGAUGCUCCCUUGGAAAUGUUCAUCAAGGAUGAAAAUCGGAGAGCAGAGGAGAGAGAGUGGAUGGGGCACAAGUAUCUCGUUCAUUUCUUUGACUAUGAAACAGAAAACAAGAAGUACUUGAUAUGGGGUUUUACUGCAGGUAUCUUGAUAAGAGCUGCAUCAGUUGUGUUUCAACGGCCACCAGCUUUUGUGGAACAGAAGCUCCCUUUCAAGAUUCCUAGAGUUCUUGGAAAAGAUACACCAUAAUACCUUAAAUUCGAGGAAGAUAUAGAGGGGUAUGAGUAUGAGAAUCAUCUUUCCUGCAACAAUGUCCUCCGCAACCUGCAGUUGUUGGACUUGUAUAACUAACUUCAGUCGAUUGAUGUUUAAACCAAAAGUAGCUGAAACAUUUCAGACUGGAUGAGUUAACCCAUAUCAAAUGUUGAACAGAUCUUCACUCAGCCUUGACAAUUCGCCUUUCUUCAGGUCAGUUUGUCUACGGCCUGAGAAUUUUCUUAACUGUGAGUCAUUGCAGGAUUUGGUCUCAAGCACAGAGUUAUCCAGUUUCUCAUUAACACAUUUGAGAAGCUUAUCUUCAUUAAUAACUUCUUGUAAAGUUAAAGAGGGAAGAGUAAUCGUGCCACUAUUAUUGAAGAUGGUGUGAUGGAUGCCAGUGUUCCUUUGCUUUUCUAUGAUAAUGACAAACCAUGCAAAAUUCUCUUU